Molecule: messenger RNA, 4755 nt
Organism: Asterias rubens (European starfish)
Lineage: Eukaryota; Metazoa; Echinodermata; Asteroidea; Forcipulatida; Asteriidae
Exons: 10
Coding region: 147-2564 (805 amino acids)
Biological process (GO): positive regulation of transcription by RNA polymerase II
Cellular component (GO): nucleus
Molecular function (GO): RNA binding; transcription factor binding
Source: RefSeq, a predicted model, not a curated record
GUUACCAGUCCAGUAAAGAAAGUACACAUGUUAUCAAGAAAUCGAGAAAUGCAUGUGAACCGCCGCCACGCCGCCACGUUUUCGUGUAGUGUGUGAAAAUUUUACAGGUUUUUUUUGCUGAUUACAACAAGAAGGAGCAACAAAACAUGGAGGACAACCAAGAGGAUCUGACCUCCCUAAAUUACCAGAUAAUGUUCCCCCCUCGUGAGCCAUGCCAUCGCCAGAGGGAGUACGAACUGGAACAGCAUCUGGCCCUCAUGGACGAGCCGGCAACAGCGAGCCCGGCGACGUCCAUGGACAUGGGAGAUCUGGGGAAUCUAACAAUAGAACAUCUGUCCGGCUACGAUGACGUCAGCGACGCGCACAAGUUUCUACUGGUGGACGAUGAUAGAUAUCGAAAAGAAGACGUGCUGGAGUUAGGAAUUGAAGCCGCUGACUUGGGAAGUCUGCUGCAGCAGUUUGAACAAAAGGAAGCAGCCCUGACGACAACCGACCCCAUCAAAGUCAGUGAGCCCCAGCAAACCAGUUCAGUCGAAAAGAAAUUAUCGGGACCAAAGAAUCCAACAAAGAAGAUAGCCCCUGUGAAGCGUAAAUCCACCAUUUUAAUGGAGCCAAUCGCCAUGCCCAGUAAACGUCUGCGGGACAAGAUCCCAGAAGAGCGAAUGACCGUCAGUCUACCAGGCAGCCGAACCACAAGCCCACUGACCGUCGAGCCACAGGGGUUGUCGGUUAUCUGCAGCGCCGACCAAGGCUUUGACUACCUCAUAAUGGACCACGAUUAUUGCAAUGUGCAGGACCCGAAACUCGCAAAUCAGGACCCGCCAGUUCCUGUGAACAAAGCCAGUCAGCUGGCCGCCGAGCAAAGGAAAGCUUUGUAUAAACAGAAGUACAAAAUCAGAAAGAAAGGAAAGACAAAAGGAAGAACUGUCGGCGGUCACUACAGCGAGAAUUCCCUGGCCGAGGGGUUGGUCGGUGGAAUCGACAAACCAGCUUUUAUAAAUAAACUUCCAGAUUACAUACACCCAAUGCCUGAAGUGUCGCCCGCCAAUACUGUCAAGCAUGCUGAGGGGACACAGAAACAGCAAGGUGUUGUGCCGAUGCCUCAACCACUGCUGGAAAAAGAGGCCCCUCACAAAGGGAAAAAACCUGAAUUCUUUGACAAAAUCCCAGACUAUUUUAUCGGGAAACAUAUGUACCAGGAGAUCAGUAAAGUAAAGGAAGCGGAGGAGGAAGCCAAGAAGCAGCAAGCCUUGGAAGAAGAGAUGACCAAGUUGAAAGAAAAGCCCGCUGAGACAGAGUCGCUCCACAAGAAAUCCAGCGUAGAACCAUCAAAGGACAAUGAGGGCGCCGCUACACAUCCAGACUCUAACCCUCACCAUCAUAAAGCAAGACAUCAUCAUCAUCAUCAUCAUCACCAUCAUCACAAAGUCCAUACCCACAGCCAAGUUAAAAACACUGAUAUCAAGGACAGGGAUGCAUUGAUAAGCAACGGUGGUGAACUGAUCGACGGAAUCAAAAUAAAAUGCGAACCACUAGACAAUGAAACAGAACAGACCUCAACUUCACAGACAAGUGGUGAUAAACAGACUCAGGAACUGCACGUCAGAAAGUCUAGAAGGAGCAGUUAUUCAGAACGUCUCCCGAGAUCUCGUUCUCGCUCUUACUCGUCUUACUCGCGCUCAAGCUCAAGAUCAUCUGUCAGAUCCCGAUCGUAUUCAUCCUCCUCGUUGGACUCAAGAUACUCACGGUCCAGACAUCGAGGGCGCUCGUACAUCUCAAGGUCAAGAUCGAGGUCAUAUUCUAGAUCAAGGUCGCGUUCGAGGUCGCGCUCUUACAUACGCCGCCGAAGGCGGUACUCUACUUACUCGUCAGCUUCACACUCAUCCAGCUCCAUGUCAAGGUCACGCUCAAGGUCACACUCAAGGUCACGCCAUUGGCGACCUCGGUCGCAUUCAAGGUCAUUUUCAAGGUCACCUUCGAGGUCCAGGUCAAGGUCACACUCUGGUGAAUCCAGAAUGAGACAAAGACAACGUUCCAGUCACAGAGAGAGUCGACCAAGAACGCACAGCAGAUCUGACAGAAGAGACAGACGAGACAGACGAAGUGCUAGCAUCGAACAGAUUGAAGAAAGAAGAGAGCAGCGUAUUGAGGAGCAGCUGGAGCAAUGGAAGGAUCGUCGAGUUGUUUACAUUGGAAGAAUACCGUACGGGACAACGCGUACGGUCAUCAGGAAGCGCUUUGAGAAGUUUGGUGAAAUAGAGCGGAUCACACUUCAUUUCAGAGAUGAAGGGGACAACUACGCUUUUGUGACCUACAACUUUAAGUGUGAUGCCUAUGCUGCUGUUGAAGGUGCGAAUAAGGAUCCCGAUGAACCUGUUUAUGAUAUAUGCUUCGGUGGGCGGAGACAGUUCUGCAAAUCAAACUAUGAAGACCUUGACUCAAUGGCCCAGGAGGAGGAUGCGUUCGACUACGGCUAUAAACCGUCCUCAUCGUCGAAUAGCGGCAAAGCAGAGACAGAUUUUGAUAAACUCCUUCAAGAAGCAAUGAGGAAAGCCAAGAGGUGAUGUAAAACCACCAUUUAAAGACCACUGUAUUAUUUUAGGUGGUGUCCCAAGCGGCGACUUUGGCUACAGCUACAGCAUGUCUGCCAGUGUUGGAGAACAGACAGAUGUGCGCGACCUUGCCAGAGGUGUAGCCGAAGUUGCCGUUCUAGACAUGACCUUAGGGACCUUGUGAAAAUUAGUCCAGGACAACCAGCGGAUAAGAUCCGUCCGAGACAAGUUUUUUACCGGCCGUUAUUUCACCUUGUUUGAUGGGUGUUGGAGAAACCAUGUGAGAGGUUCACAGUGCCUCGCGUUACAUUUGUUUACAAACCAAAGCAAGGUUCUGGAGUGGGUAAAAGGGUGUCCAAAUUGGCUUGAAAUUUAAAACCUGGUGGUGCAAAUUGUUUACUUACAAUAUAUAUGUAUGUAAAUGACAGAUCAAACAGGGUGUUCAAAUUCAAAACGGGUUUUCACAACAACAAAAAAAACACCCCUCUGGCUUUCACUAUAAACCAGACAGAGUUAGAUCCCAUCUACUGGAAACACAAGCAGGGGGGUCUCUUUACUUGUCUCACUAAGAUCCCUUAUAAGGCAUUAUACAGGAUCAAAUAUCAUUGUUUAAUCUUGGUCUGAAAGCUUAGGCUCAUGCCAGAAUCCUUUUUCGGUGAAAUAUUUUCCUCUGAAAUGAAAACUUUUUCGAGAACACUAUACUUGAAAACCUGAAAAAAAGCAACAGCUGAUUUCGGUUGUCACAAACAAAACUGAGGAUGAUGUGUUUACAUGCUGAAAUUUGUGAAUGGAUGGUCACUACUUUCUCCUGACUGGCAUAACUGAUGCAGCCUAAAUUUUCACAGGCUGGUCAUUUCAUGUACGGUUGAUCACACACAAUAUGAACACUAUGUUACUAUUUUGUCAGCUUAACCAAUCUUGUGUAUUACAUGUACCUUUAAUUCUUAAAAAACUACAGAAUUACGAACUCAGAUUUUUCACUUUUGUUACACUUGUUGUUUAGAAUUAAAUCUUUAAUCAUUUGUUUAUUUAUUCAACAUUGUUUAUUUAGGUAACUUACAAAAUAUGCUUAUCCGAAAUCGUGUCACUAUAUUUGUAAUUGCCAAAACAUUUUUUUGUUCAGAAACAUACGAACAAUGUGACCUUUGACACCACAUGUUUGCUCAAAAGAGCCACAAACCAUGGGCUUCCUGUAGAAUCGAUUCGUACACAUCUCAAGCGGAGAUAACAUAAGAGUCCGAUAUUUUAUGGAGAUUGCACUGUCUAAUUUUCAUCAACUUGCGAUAUGAAGAAGGGGGUCACAUCUUAAAACUUGUUCAGUUGUUAUUAUUUUUUUAAACUCUUGAACUUAUUUUGACACAAAUUGUAAAAUUUAACAUAUGACGCGUGUCGCAUCUUGCCUGCCAGCAAGGUCCUUGAAUAGGUGCAAGUUCAUUCUUUUUGUAAACGAAGAUGACAUGGUCAACAAAUCUUUUAAAUCCUACUUAAUAAGGAUCAGUGCUUUACGAAAAGCCUGAGUUCGUCGCAACUCUUACAUCAGCAUUUUAGUCUCGAUCUUGUAAUUUUUUAUUUGUUUGAGAGUAAAAAAAAAAAAAAUGCUUGGUAGACAAACUGUUCAGGUCCCCUUUUUAUUAAAUAACCAGAAUAUGAAUUUUUUUCUGUCACCGUGUAUACAGGGAGCAUGAUUUUAACAAAUAUUUUGUACUCAAAAUUAAGAAAUUAUCUAAAUGAAAAUUAUGAUCUCUGACACUGAAUAAGCAAUUUCAGUGGUGUUAAAUUUUUUACUUUUUGCCAAAGAAGGCUGGUUUUAAUUUGUUAAUGAAAAUAUAAAAAGGGUGGAAGAAUGCCCUGCUACAAUAUUGGACACUCCCCAGAAAUAGUAAAAUGGCAAUAAUUGUAUUGACUUUUAGGUCAAUAAACUGAAGCAAAAAUAUUGAAAAGAACCCAAACGUCAGACAUGAUAUGAAUUUGACAUAUUUUAUAUGAAAUAUUUAAAAACAAAAUUAUCUGAGAUGUGUUUGUCUGCCUUGUUAGAAAGAGUAGCUUAUUAUUUUUUCAGAUGAUGUUAAGAAAUGUUGCUCUUUGAUCUACUUUUCUUGUGCUGACGUCUAGGGAUACUGUUCAUAAAGCUCUGUAAAAUAUAUUUAACACAAAUAGUUGGUCGAGAGGGCAUCACGAGGGGUUGUUUGAACGGAUGAUAUAA